AGUUUAAAAAUAGCGCCAAGACACGUUACCCUAGAUCCGAAUUCUAAAUUUAACUCAGUCUACAAAGCAUGGCUUCGCAGCCAGCAUCACGCGAUAUCAGUCACUCAGCUGAUCACCGGCCAGAAAAAAACGCACAAAUCGACAUCGAAAAAAUCAAAUCUCUCCUUACCGACGAACAAGUGUUUAGUGAUAAUGUCGCUAGAAAACGCAGAAGAUUCACCAAGAAGCGCAGCACCAGCUUAACCAAACGCGAUUUAACGCCGAUACGGAAAUUAGACGAAAAAAUCACCACAUCCGAAGAUGACCUACCCGAACGCAAACCGAGCACACCCGAUCAUCCACGACGACCCAAACGAAACAAAUCAGUACAAAAUAGGUAUCUAAGCGAAACGGACUCACCUUCUUUAGAAAGCAGCAAUGCUUCGCGAACUCCCAGCUUUAGAUCGAAGCUUAAAGCAUUUGAAGAAAAACUCAGACUUCCACGCGAGCCUGAGGUACGUUCUGCUAGAUCAGAAGAACGUUCAAUACUACUACAACCAACAGAAAAAUCUAAAAAACGAUUCCAACGACGUUCUGAAGAUCGUGAACGUAAGAAAAGCCUUUCGGAUCUAGCACAAGAAGAAAUCUACGCUCUAUUCAAAAAAAUCAAAUCUCCUACAACAGACGAACCUAAAAAACGCUUUGUGACUGGAUCAGAAGAGCGUAAGAAGAGUCUAUCGGACUUAGCACAAGAAGAAGUCGUAACACUAUUUAACAAAACAAAAAAAUCUAUUACUAACGCAGCUAUCAAAGGUAGAGAUAGAUUUAGAAAGGAUAAAGAACUAGUCAAAAGAUCACAAAGUGCUCCUAAUCAACACGAAGAACAAGAACUUAUAGAAUCUUUCAAACAGGCACAAUUAGUAACUACAGUUAGACAAAGAAAACCUAGAAAAUAUUCUGAAUCAAAUGUAGCGCACAUUAUACCUGAUGCAGAUUUUCCAGGACCUAUUAUCAAAAAAGCCAAAGCGCUUAGACCAGGCUCUGUAUCCGGUUUGAAAAGUAGAAAAAAUAUAACUAAAUACUCAUCGAAAAUAGUAGAAAUUCUAGAUCCAACAUCGAAAAACAUCCUAUCAAGAAAAACAAUGAUAAAAGUACCAGAAAUCGGUCUUAAAGACCUAUUUAAAAUUCUAAAAUUCUAUUCCAUCAGAGAAAUCUAUAAGGAAUACAAAAAAUACAAAACAAAAGAAAUGAAAGUUGAAUAUAAAAGAAUAAAAGUAUUAUGGAACAAAUGUAUGUUCGAAUUAUUCCUCAUCAUGCUCUACUGCGCUAUCGGGGGAUUUAUAUUUAAAUUUACGGAAGGGCAAUUCGAGAAUUUCUAUAAAUGCGGGGUGAAGCGGGUGAAAAGGGAUUUCAUAGACUUGUUGUGGGUGAAGAGUCACAAUUUGAGAGAGGAAGAUUGGAAGUCUUUGUUUAGGAAUAAGUUGAGAGUGUUUGAAGAAGAAUUGCAUGUGGCCCAUGAAGCUGGUAUGACGACUUACAGCGGUCAGAGGUCUUGGAGUUUCUUGAACGGGAUUGUAUACUCUUUGUCAAUAAUAACUACAAUUGGUUACGGCCACAUUUAUCCCACAACACAAACUGGAAGAGCGCUGACAAUCGUCUACGCCAUAGUGGGGAUUCCCUUGUUCCUUAUCGCCCUGACGGAUUUCGGCAAAUUGUUCACCAGGGCGAUCAAAUUUCUAUGGUCGUUUGUUAGGAGAUGUUACUAUACAGGUAGCUGUAGAAGUGUACGGAAGAACGCACAAGUAUCAGAAAUCUUCAAAGGAGCACAGUUCAUGUAUGAAAUAGCCACAUUCCGUAGACCUUCUAAUGUUUCCACCGAAGACCACCCUGAUAAGCCAGUAGAUGGCGGUACUCCAGCCGCUGGUACGAUCAACACAGAAGGCACCCCCACCACACCUGAACUGUCAAAUUUCGAAAUCGAUGACGAGUUUAAUCUACCAAUAUCGGUAGCUCUAUUUAUCCUAGUGGCGUAUAUGUUUAUAGGAGCAGUGAUAUACUGCGCGUGGGAGAAUUGGGAGUUUUUCGGAUCGUUCUACUUCGUGUUUAUAUCGUUAUCUACUAUUGGUUUUGGUGACUACGUACCAAGGAACCCUAUUGGUAUGAUAGUAUCAAUUGUGUACUUGGUUUUUGGACUAGCGCUCAUGUCUAUGUGCAUCAACGUAGUCCAGCUCAAAUUGUCCGAUACCUUCCAGCAAGCUUCUUUGAAGUUGUCUUCCACCAUGGGAUUUGAGAUACCAGAUGACGAGCUAGAAGGUGAAAGAAUCGAAAAUAAAGUUGAUGGUGCUAUUGAAGAAGCUGCGAUUGGUUUGCAGGUAUCUAAAGAUCCUUAUGACAACCCCAAAGAUGCACCAGUUACUUUAGCUCCUACGAUUAUUGAUAAGAAUGAGAAAAAUAUUAGAAAAGAUGGUUUGAGUAGUGAUGAUGCAAGGUUUGAGGAUGAAAAUAUGAUUCCAAUUGGUUUUAAGGAGAGAUGAUAUA
Molecule: messenger RNA, 2517 nt
Organism: Psylliodes chrysocephalus
Lineage: Eukaryota; Metazoa; Arthropoda; Insecta; Coleoptera; Chrysomelidae
Source: the annotation of a GenBank genome assembly